Messenger RNA from Anolis carolinensis (green anole), 2598 nucleotides. Its product is annotated as oocyte zinc finger protein XlCOF6-like. Gene Ontology annotation, cellular component: nucleus. The transcript is spliced from 5 exons. The record is from RefSeq and is a predicted model, not a curated record. Gene Ontology annotation, biological process: regulation of transcription by RNA polymerase II. Lineage: Eukaryota; Metazoa; Chordata; Lepidosauria; Squamata; Anolidae. The coding region runs from base 15 to 2162 and encodes 715 amino acids. Gene Ontology annotation, molecular function: RNA polymerase II transcription regulatory region sequence-specific DNA binding; DNA-binding transcription factor activity, RNA polymerase II-specific.
CUCCUCUUCUGGCCAUGUGGGAAUCUUCCUGGAGGAGGAGGAGUGAGUGGGUGAGCCUUGCAAGGCUUGUGGAGGAGGAGAGAGUGUGCCUUCCCAAGAGGGAGAUGGCUCUUCUGCCCAGGCUGGAGCCUGGCUGCAAGGACACAGGGCAGGUGGGAAAGCAAGAAGCCUUAGACCCUGAGCCAAGCACGGACCCUCCUGCCUUUCCUGCUGGGAAUGGAGGGCAAUUCUGGGAAGGAGGCCUUUUGGGGAAGGGUCCGCGGGGAGACAGCCCACCUUCAGGGGCAGCGCCAAGCCAGAGCUUCAGGCAGUUCAACUACAAGGAGACUUUGGGGCCCCGAGAGGUUUGCAGCCGCCUCCACUCUCUCUGCCGCCUGUGGCUGAAGCCUGAGGAACAUACCAAGGCGGAGAUGCUGGACCUGGUGCUCCUGGAGCAGUUCCAGGCCGUCCUUCCUGCGGAGAUGGAGCGCUGGGUGAGGGAAUGUGGGGCAGAGACCAGUUCCCAGGCCGUGGCUUUGGCUGAAGGAUUCCUCCUGAGUCGGGAACAAGAGGAGACGGAGAAGGAGCAACAGGCGGCUGACUUGUGGGCAGAAGUGGCCACUGCGUUGGAAAGGCCUCCCUCCACCUGCAGCCGGAUACUGGAUUGUGCCAAACAAAGGGAACCUCCCAGGUCCACAAGAGGGGAAUCAGAACCAACACAUACUGGCUUCCCUCUUCCUUUUGAUGUACUCAGCACACCUUCUGUGACACCAGAUCAGGUGACCUUCCAAGAGGUGGCCGUGUCUUUCAGUGAGGAGGAGUGGGCCCUGCUGGAUCCAGACCAAAGGGCCUUGCAUCAACAAGUCAUGAAGGAAAAUUUGGAGACUGUGUCCUCUCUAACAACUCACAGAGAAGGGGAAUCAUCUCAAUACCGGGACUGUGGAGAGAAGAAGGAGCUGUGCCUCUCUGGUCAGCAAGCAACAUACACUAAGAGGAAGCCCUUUAAGUGCUUGGAGUGUGGAAAAUGUUUAAGUCAUAAGAAUAGCUUUGUUCGUCAUCAAGCAAUGCACACUGGAGAGAAAAGGUUCAAAUGCUUGGAGUGUGGAAAGGGCUUCUUUCACAAGCUAAGCUUCACCUAUCAUCAAGCCACUCAUACUGGGGAGAAGCCAUUUAAAUGCUUGGAGUGUGGAAAGGGCUUCAUUCACAAGAUAAACCUAACUUAUCAUGAAGCAAUUCAUACUGGGGAGAAGCCAUUUAAAUGCUUGGAGUGUGGAAAGGGCUUCAUUCGGAGGAUAAAGCUGACUCGUCACGAAGCAAUUCAUACUGGGGAGAAGCCAUAUACAUGCUUGGAGUGUGGAAAGGGCUUCAUUCACAAGAUAAGCCUGACUCGUCAUUUAGCAAUUCAUACUGUGGAGAAGCCAUUUAAAUGCUCGGAGUGUGGAAAUAGUUUCACUCAGAAGACAGCCCUCACCUCUCAUCAGGCUACUCAUACAGGGGAGAAGCCAUUUACAUGCUUGGAGUGUGGAAAAGGCUUCAUUCGGAGGAUGCACCUGACUUGUCAUGAAGCAAUUCAUACUGGGGAAAAGCCAUUUACAUGCUUGGAGUGUGGAAAGAGUUUCACUAAGAAGAUAAGCCUCACCUGUCAUCAAGCUACUCAUACUGGGGAGAAGGCAUUUAAAUGCUUGGAGUGUGGAAAAGGCUUCAUUCAGAAGAUAGCCCUCACCUAUCAUCAGGCUACUCAUACUGGGGAGAAGCCUUUUACAUGCUUGGAGUGUGGAAAGGGCUUCUUUUACAAGACAAACUUGACUCGUCAUCAAGCUACUCAUACUGGGGAGAAGCCAUUUACAUGUUUGGAGUGUGGGAAGUGUUUCUCUCAGAAAACAAACCUCACCUCUCAUCAAGUUAUUCAUACUGGGGAAAAGCCAUUUAAAUGCUUGGAGUGUGGAAAGAGCUACACUCAGAAGAAAGGCCUCACCUCUCAUCAAGCUACUCAUACUGGGGAGAAGCCGUUUACAUGCUUGGAGUGUGGAAGAUCUUUUACAGAGAAAGGACGUCUAAUUGUUCAUCAAGCAACACACUCUGGGCAAAAACCAUUCAAAUGCUUGGAUUGUGGGAAGUGCUUCACACAUAAUUCAAGCCUCAAACGACAUCAAAGAAUCCACACAGGGGAAAAACCAUUUUAAUGCUUGGAGUGCAGAAAGAGCUUCAAUGCAAAGGAAUGCCUUGCCUCUCACCAGAACAUUCACACAGGGAAGAAACCCUUUCAAUGCUUGGAGUGUGAAAGCUCUUUUACAGAUGAACGAGGUCUAAUUGCUCAUCAAGCAACACAUUCUGGGGGGAACCAUUCAAAUGCUUGGAUUGUGGGAAGGGCUUCGCUCGGAAGGCAAUCCUCAGACAACAUAAAAGAAUCCACUCUGGUGAAAAAGCAUUUCAGUGUUUGGAGUGUGGAAGAUGUUUCAGAUUGAAGCAAAGCCUACAUCUUCAUCAAGGGAAACACGUGGGGGAAAGAACCCUUGAAAUGUCUGGAGUGGAGAAAGAGCUUUUGCCAAAGAAACACCUAGGCCCUCUUAACUUUUCUGUUUAGUUAUGUUGUUUCAAUAAAGUCUUUGUAAGCUUUAA